Messenger RNA from Moneuplotes crassus, 2126 nucleotides. The record is from the annotation of a GenBank genome assembly. Lineage: Eukaryota; Ciliophora; Spirotrichea; Euplotida; Euplotidae.
UUUUAUAUCAGAAAUCUGUCUAAAAAUGUCAAUGAGACUGACAGCAAGUAUUGCAAUGGUCCUGAAUAGCUUCAAGAAUAUCAGGCUUUGUAAUCAAGGCUAUUACGUUGUAAAAAUUAAACUGUUUAUCCAAACAAAGGAAUAUAAAUUUUAUGCAAGAAUCACCAAGUCUAAGGGAUGAAGGCAGUUCUUCUCCCCUACACGCAGAAUUGGCCCAGAACUUUCUUGAGAAAGCUCUGCUGAUGACAAUAUCUAUGAAUAUACUUCUGAUAAGUUCAAGAUAUGAUACCAAGAAGAUGAAGUCCCAAUAAAUCAGAUAGUUACUUACAACAUUGACUUUGAUAUCCCAGGUAGAGAUCUAGUAGAAGAUAUAUUCGACCUAAAUGUACCGCUAAUGAUGAAAGCCACUCUUUUCGUAGAGCCAGUUCAGUUAAAUGAUAGUCUCGACAGUCUACAUCCUGAUGGGAUCCUUCAGAAAGUAUCUACCAAAAUAUUCAGAUUAGGUAACACAAUAAAUGGGAUUUUUAAGUAUUCACCAAUCCAGUUUGAAGGAAUCCAUAGUUGUCUUCUGGCAUCUUCUUUCCAUUCUGUAAUUACUAAGGCUGAAUUCUUUCCAGAUAUCUGCUAUGCUGCCAAGCUAAAUGCUCAAGAUGGGAGCGCAUGAAUAAAGGGAUCUUCCUCUGAUAAGUAUUGUGAAGAAGACCUUAUUUCUUUCUCACCAGCAGAAAUUGAAGUCGAAGAAAUCAAGAGUGAAAACCCUCAAGAGCUAGUAAGAGCUUUUCUUUUUGAUGAGCAACUAGAUUCAAGUACAUCUAUUGAGAAGGAAGAGGGUAGAAAAGCUCAUGAUUAUCUAAACAAUUUCUUUAAAUCUCACACUGAAUAUUUCAACUGUAUCCUAAAUGAUUUGUCAACGAGGGUCCUUGAAUCUCUUGAUCCAAAAGAAAUGGCAAUUGAUCUCAAAAGGAUAAGCUCUAUCAAAGAUCCAACUGUGUGAUUCUACGAAGAGCUGAGGAGCUCUUCAUCAAUAGAUAGACAUAUCUUUGAUAUAGCGGAGGAAUAUAGCUGAGACAUAGACGAUCAACUUGAGUCAGAACUUCCCUUCAAAGGGAUCAGAAAAUUCCCAAGUAUAAUUCCCUUUCACAAGAUGCAGAACAAACUAGAACCUGAGAAUCGAAGUCAAUUACAGCUAAUAGCUAGACAGCCAAGUCAGACAAUGCAUUUACUUGAUGAUUUCGAGGAAAAUCCGAACAGAAGAACUGAGGAUAAGCUUGAAAAUAAAUGAAAGACAAUGUUCCUAAAGGACGGGGCCACCAAGAACACCAAAAUAACCCUUUACUCCUACAUUUCCGCACUAUUGCAAGAUUUGUCAAAUAAUUGCAGUGAACUGGAGGGAUUAUGGAAUGAAUACUGUGCACUUCUGGAGUCCAAGCCAGAAUCUGUGAAGAAGGUUCUUCUUAAGACAUAUCUAGAGAAGCUUGAUGAACUCAAUGAGUACAAAUUCAUCCAAGCUCUUGAUAAUUCAAUCAACAAAAUUGAGGAAGAUGAUUGGUUUGCCCAGCAAUGUAUCCAAGCUGACCAAAGAAGAAAGCAGGUGGAAGAGUACAUAAAGUGUGAUAUACCCCUGGGGCUUGUCUAUCAAUCAAAUGAGUACCAAAGCUCUCACCAGCCAAUCCUAUUCGAGCAGACAUUCGAUAGGUUGACUCCCUUUCAACCUGAAGUGGAUGAUGAGGUCCCUACCCCAGGAGUCAGGGAAGAUUCUUGUACCUUUGAGAAUCUCUCUCUUCGAAGUAAUAGCAAUGAAUUUAUCAAAGAAGAAAGCAAAGGGUACGAAGAAGAGACUACAAAGGAAGCCAUACAUGAGGAUUCCCUAGACUCAAGCUAUGACUCCGAACUUGAAAACAAAGAGAAGCAUAUUAUAUUUAUGAUGCAUGGAUAUAUGAGUGAUCCAGAAGAUCUUGAUAAAAUCCUCAGUGCUAUCCGUAUUAAGUCACCCCUCACAUCUAUCCACUGUAUUGAGUCUAUCGAACAUGAGAAAAAUAAAGGAAUUCUAGAAAUGGGAGAAAUAGCAGCGCAGGAAUAGUUAAGGUUAAGCUUAGAAGAAAGGAGAACUAUAAAAUCUCAUUCCU